Dermatophagoides farinae (American house dust mite) is the source of this 2809-nucleotide messenger RNA. NCBI's taxonomy places the organism in Eukaryota, Metazoa, Arthropoda, Arachnida, Sarcoptiformes, Pyroglyphidae. The record is from RefSeq and is a predicted model, not a curated record.
AAAGAUUUUUUUGUUGUUGUAUUUCCUGAUUUUAUUUUCUUCGACAACCACCAUCAAUUGAAAUAUUGAAUACGUGCUCAAAAUUCGAACGUUUUCAUUUUCCGUCCAUCAUUGUGAAGAAGAAGAAGAAGAAGAGGAAAAAAAUCAUUGGAUCACCCUGUCUAUUAGAAUAAUCGAUAGAAAUACAAACCAGUGCAAAAAAAAGACGAUCGAACAACAACAACAACAAUAAAAACAUCAGACAAACUGUGGCAUUUCGAUUGGCUAUGUUAUUUACGCCUAUUAGGCGAAUGUCGUUCAUUUUUGAACGGUACAUCUACGACGACGGUAGUUGCCACCGCCAACAACAACAACAACAACAACAACAAACAAAACCGUCGACUCCGACGAAGAAAACGACGAAGAUAUUAUCAAUCGACAACAACAACAGAAUCAAUCACAGAAAAUCAUAACCAUCAUCGAAGACGAAAACGAAAAUAAUUUUAUUAACAAUAAUUGGAAAAGAAUCAAUAAAACGAAAUCAUCAUCAUCAUCAUCAUCAUCGCCACCACCACCAACAUCACAAUCGAUGAUGAUGAAUUUAAAUCAUGCUGAAAAAUUUAAAUGCCUUUUCAAUGAUUUACAAGAAAAUUUUAAAAAUUUCACAACACAAUUGCAUAGUCCAUUAUCGUCGAAUCAAACAACAUCGAUCAAUAAUGAUUGCUUGAAUAAUAAUAAUAAUAAUGAUGAUGAUGAUGGCGAUGAUGAUUGUGAUCCACCAUUUCUUGAUCAUCAUCGUACCACCAUAAUUAAUGGUAGGCAAAAAAUUAAAUGUAAACAACAACAACCAUCAACACCGCCUGGUACCUGUAUGAAUACGGAAGAAUUUCGACGUCGUGGUAAGGAAAUGGUCGAUUAUAUUGCUGAUUAUAUGGAAACGAUUCAUAAACGUCGUGUAACACCAAAUGUUGAACCUGGUUAUCUAAAGGAUUUCCUACCAGAAUCGGCACCAAUUCAAGGAGAAACAUGGGAUCAUAUUAUGGAUGAUUUUGAAAAACUUAUUAUGCCCGGUGUUACACAUUGGCAACAUCCACGUUUUCAUGCAUAUUUUCCAGCUGGUAAUUCUUAUCCAUCCAUUUUGGCCGAUAUGAUUUCCGAUGGUAUUGGCUGUGUUGGAUUUUCGUGGGCUGCAAGUCCAGCCUGUACGGAAUUGGAAAUCAUUAUGUUAGAUUGGGUUGGAAAAAUGAUUGGUCUACCGGAACAAUUUCUUUGUUUCAGUGAUCAUUCAAGUCGUGGUGGUGGUGUUAUACAGGGUUCAGCAAGUGAUUGUGUACUCGUAUCAUUAUUGGCAGCAAGAUGUGCUGCAAUUAAAAAAUUACGUGCAAAAGAUGGUAUUGGCACUAAUAAUAAUGAUGAUCCAGUAAUAGAUGAUGGUUCAUUACUAUCAAAAUUAGUUGGUUAUUGUUCAAAAGAAGCACAUUCUUGUGUGGAAAAAGCAGCAAUGAUUGCAUUGGUCAAAUUACGUAUAUUGGAUACUGAUGAAAAUUUUUCAUUACGUGGCCAUGCAUUACAAGAAGCCAUUGAAGAAGAUAAACGUAACGGGCUGAUACCAUUUUUUGUUUCCGCAACACUUGGUACAACUUCAUGUUGUUCAUUUGAUGCAUUAUAUGAAAUUGGACCACUUUGUAGCCGUGAAAAUCUUUGGUUACAUGUUGAUGCAGCAUAUGCUGGUAAUGCAUUUAUUUGUCCAGAAUUUCAAUAUCUUAUGAAAGGAAUUGAGCAUGCAUCAUCAUUCAACAUGAAUCCAAACAAAUGGAUGUUGGUCAAUUUUGAUUGUUCAUUAUUAUGGGUUCGUGAUCGUUUUAAAUUGACACAAGCAUUGGUGGUGGAUCCAUUAUAUUUACAGCAUAGUUUUUCUGAACGUGCUAUCGAUUAUCGACAUUGGGGUAUACCGUUAUCACGACGAUUUCGUUCAUUAAAACUUUGGUUUGUUAUACGUAAUUAUGGUAUCGAAGGCCUGCAACGUUAUAUUCGCGAGCAUGUUCGAUUGGCUAAACGAUUCGAACGUCUAGUACGACAGGAUGAUCGAUUCGAAGUUGUUAAUCAGGUUAAACUUGGUCUUGUUUGUUUUCGUUUAAAGAGUUCAGAUGUAACGAAUCAAAAAUUUCUAUCUACUGUUAAUGCAUCGGGUAAACUGCAUAUGGUACCAGCAUCAUUAAAUGGAAAAUAUGUAACCCGAUUUUGUGUUUGUGCACAAAAUGCAACCGAUUCGGAUAUUGAUCAUGCUUACACUGUGAUUUCACAAUUUGCAACCGAUCUAUUUGAAAUAAUUGAAAUGGAAGAUAAGAAAAAGCAACCAUUAUCAACAACAAUGACAACGACUACGACGACGACUACGGCAACAAACGAUAUAGAUGAAGAAACAGUUCCAAUAACAGUAAAAACCGAUGAUAAUAUUGCAACAACAAAUAUUGAAGAUAAUGAAGCUGUUGAUGAAGUAUUCAUGUUGGAUCGUAAACGACAGAUGAGCUUAAGAUAUAAACGUAGUUUUUUCGUACGAAUGGUAUCGGAUCCAAAACUUUAUAAUCCAAAAAUUGUAAAAGCAUUAAAUAAUACAAAUUCAUCAUCACAAUCUUCAUUGGAUGCUACUACUGCUACUAAUCCAAUUGCCAAUAAUAUUACUAAUGAUAAUAAACGACAUACAAGUGAAUCAAAUGAACCACCACCACCACCAUCAUCAUCAUCAUGAUCAUCAUCGAAAAAUUUUAAUUCAAAUUGAUUUGUUUUUCCCCACAACAAUUAUCUAAAAUAAGAUUUUAGCAUCAAUUAA